This is a messenger RNA of Anolis sagrei ordinatus, 1611 nucleotides long. NCBI's taxonomy places the organism in Eukaryota, Metazoa, Chordata, Lepidosauria, Squamata, Anolidae. The record is from RefSeq and is a predicted model, not a curated record.
AUGAAUGCAACUGCUGAUUGUAUUCAUAAUUCCUGGGAUGAAGCUAGCAACAAUUCAAAUCUUUUUUUCUCUCCCCUCUUUUCCAGAAAUAAGGAGGUCUGUGUUGUGGAUAACAUUAAAGUUUGUAGUAAUGACGCUGGAACUGGGCAGUUCAAGUGUGUGUGCAUCACCCUGAGAGUCCCUCGCAAUCCAACCAUCGGGGACAAGUUUGCCAGCCGUCACGGACAGAAGGGCAUCUUGAGCCGGCUGUGGCCCGCCGAGGACAUGCCGUUUACAGAAAGUGGAAUGGUGCCAGACAUCCUCUUCAACCCUCAUGGCUUCCCAUCCCGAAUGACCAUUGGCAUGUUAAUUGAGAGCAUGGCAGGGAAGUCGGCAUCUCUGCAUGGGCUUUGUCACGAUGCCACCCCUUUUACAUUCUCUGAAGAGAACCCUGCUGUGGAAUACUUUGGCAAGAUGCUGAAGGCCGGAGGCUACAAUUACUACGGGACAGAGAGAAUGUACAGUGGCGUGUCAGGAGUGGAACUCGAAGCCGACAUUUUUAUUGGUGUGGUCUACUACCAGCGCCUGAGGCACAUGGUCUCAGACAAGUUCCAAGUGAGGACAACAGGAGCCAGGGAUAAAGUCACCAACCAGCCUGUUGGAGGCAGGAAUGUGCAGGGCGGCAUCCGCUUUGGAGAGAUGGAACGGGACGCUUUGCUGGCUCACGGGACGUCCUUCCUGCUGCACGACCGCCUCUUCAACUGCUCCGAUCGCUCAGUGGCCCAUGUGUGCGUCCAGUGCGGGAGCCUGCUUUCGCCUCUGUUGAAGCCUCCGCCUGUGUGGUCUACCACACGCAUCAGGCAGCACAUUUGCACAAUUUGUAAACGUAAUGAUACCGUUGAGACUGUUGCGGUCCCUUAUGUCUUCCGUUGUUUUGUGGCAGAAUUGGCUGCCAUUAAUGUCAAAGUGAAACUUGCUGUGAAUUAGUUCUGGCCACCCAAACUAUCCUUCACUCUUGGAGAGAUGGAACAAGUAUGUUUCUCCUGUGGAGGCUUUAUAAAAUAACAGGUGAUUCAUUCUGAAUAGUAAAAAUAACUGUCUUGAUCUAUUAAACAACUCUUUAGGAACAAGGUUGAGUUCAGUAGAUUCCAAGGACACAUGAUAUAAUUAAUGGAAUCACUAGGUCAGUAGUUGGGACUUUGUACGAAUGAUUGAAAGCUGACCUUUUAAAAGCACAUCUGCUUUGCCAAUUGGAGAGUGAUUAUUUUUUCAAACUGCAAGCUUUCAGUGGCCGUAAUUGAUGUUUACAACAGUGGCACCAAAGUGACAAAUUAUAGGUCAUGAGAAGACAAUCUGAAAUCUUUGCGAUAAGGCAUGCACCGUUAUACUCCGACUACAAAACAGUUGUUUAUUAUGCAUGUGAUUCCUAAGCUACAUACUAAUGUUGGAGUAGGAUAGCUUUGCUUUCAUUCUCCCAUUUGAUAGGGGCUCCUUAUUUUCUUCCAGUAGCUUCUUUGCAAGGAUCUACCAGGAGACCCAUCCUCUUUAUUCAUCUGUUGUCAUCUCUGUGAGAUCGCUCACAACAUUAUGUUCAGAAAUUAAAUUCCAACUGAAAUUUUAUUUUCUGUUAAA